Molecule: messenger RNA, 3271 nt
Organism: Acipenser ruthenus (sterlet)
Lineage: Eukaryota; Metazoa; Chordata; Actinopteri; Acipenseriformes; Acipenseridae
Product: phosphoinositide 3-kinase regulatory subunit 5-like
Exons: 19
Coding region: 472-2991 (839 amino acids)
Biological process (GO): G protein-coupled receptor signaling pathway; positive regulation of MAP kinase activity
Cellular component (GO): phosphatidylinositol 3-kinase complex, class IB
Molecular function (GO): 1-phosphatidylinositol-3-kinase regulator activity
Source: RefSeq, a predicted model, not a curated record
UCUGCAAUGCUAACAUGGUUUAUUGUACUUUCACUGUACUUUAUUGUAAAAUACUUAUACUAGUAUAAUAUUUAAGAAAUAAACACAACUAGCACCAAGGCAAUUGAAGGAAGCGAGAGAUCUCAAGGCUUGCUACAGUAGUUCCUUUUAAGUGAUGCAACUGCUGGUAAGCCCCACCCCUUUUCAACACAGACACUGCCUUCCUUUUUCUAGCCUGUCCUGUACCUUUCAUUCAGUUCCUGUUUGCAGUUCAGAAGCCCAGCAGACGAGACACUUUGUGAAACUCAAACAGUUUGUUUUUCUUCGAGGUACACCGUUCAUCAGUGAAGGAUGUGGUUACUUCAGCAGAGCCUGAUACCCCCUGCACAGGCGUAACAGAGAUCUCUGGACUUGGCACACAGCGGAGUGAACUGGUGGAAAAGGAGAUGGACUAUGCAAUAAAGCCUUUAGAGUCCCAGGAGAUGUUUUAAGAUGCAGCACACCUCGUGCACCGAGGACCGGAUCCAACAUGCCCUGCAGCGGUGCCUUCACGGGCUGGGCAGAGACCCCUCCUCCAUGGACACAUGGACAGUGGGCCUGUGUAUGAACCGCUGGAGCCUGGAGGAGCUGGUGAACAGAGACCCAGGAAACUUCCUCAUUCUGCUGCAGCAGAUACUGAAGAGAACCAGAGAGGUGCAAGUCAAUUCCGAGUAUGUUCUCGUUGCCCCUUUGGCUUUGAUGUUCUUCUCUACACUUCUGCGGACUCCCUUCUUCCCACCGGACUCCACACUGCUGAAAGAAGCCUGUGAGAUAUAUCACAGCUUCCUCACCUGGCCUGAGCCCUACUGCAGCGUCUGCAGAGACCUGCUCACAUUCAUCCACCAGGAGCUGAAGGCACCAGGGAUUUCCUACCAGAGGCUGGUGAGAGAAGAACAGGGAUUAGCCACUGAGAAUCACCCACGCAAAACAAUAACGGUCCUAUUGAUGAACCCUGCUGACGUCCCCAAGGAGUACCUGUCUAUAGCGGAUCAGCUCAGCACAGUGGAGCACUCCCAGAGGGACUCCUACAUCACUCUCAUCAAACACGCGUAUCAGUGCACCUUCGGCACCAAGUACUCCCUCAAAGACAUACAGAAGACACUAGAGUCUAAGAAAUUAGAAGAACUUGUGGAGAUCUUCUCAGCUAGCACAGAGAUCCUGGAGACAGCCUCUGCUCUGGAAGACAGUGUCAAAUCCAGGGAGUUCAUACAGGGAAAACUGGGGGAGCUGAGGGAGAAGGCUGGAAUUCCUGCAGAAAAUGGAAACACACCAGCAGGAGAGAAAUCAAGCAGUACCAUACAGACUUUGCCACUGCUCAUUGCCAAGUGCCAUACUUACCACUGGGACAAGGAUAAUUUCGAUGUUUUGAAUGAGAUCCUCCGCAGUGAGUGUGACCUGCCCCCAACCACCCUGGCUGAGCCGGAGGAAGAAGAGCUGGAUGAUGAAGAGGAGGACAUAGAGGACGAAGUUGAAAUAAACGACCAUCGAGCCUCCACCUUCUCCACCACUUCCAAAGACUCCAUGUUCUCCACUUACUCCUUAGCCUCCAACUGCUCCAUGCCCUCCAUGCUGUCAGUGGCCUCUGGGGUGGACAGUGACUUCUGCGAGGACAUGGACGAGGACAGCAGGCAUGAGAAGCAGAGCAAAGUCAAACCGAAACUGAAGAAGAGGAUUUCCAUGCUGUUCAAGUCCAAGAGCAGCCAAUCGCUGCGCCGAACGGAGAGCCUGGGAAACCCAGAGUCCAAGAACAACUUUCCGGUCAAGUCCCGGUCCAAUUCUCUGCCGCAGCAGGCGUGCUUGAUGAGAGCCGAGAGGCAGUCCCUGAAGACCACCUGCUUCCGACGGAGGCCCUUCCUGAGCUGCGACGACGACAGCAAAGCCACGACACUCAGGGUGGUCGUCUUCGGAGCUGAUCAGAUCUCUGGGAAAGUGGCGCGGGCGUACAGUAAUCUCAGACUGCAAGAAAGCAGGUGUCCCAGACUGACGAGGUACUUCAGGUUCCAGUUCUAUUUCAUUCCUGUAAAGAGGAACUCCAGCUGCCCUGCAGUGCCAGGUUCAUUCCCUAACAGUGUGCCAGACAGCCCUAUGCGACCAGCAGCACCCAUGGAAUUAAACCUAUCUGGUUUGGAAGACAGCACCAACGAUAUUGCACAUUACAUUGGAAUGCUAGAUCCCUGGUACGAUCGCAACAUCCUCAGUUUACUGAGUCUGCCCAUUGGUGUUCUAUGCCAGCAAGCCUCCAAGAUCGAGACUGACUCCUUCAACAAUUCCAAGCAACGGCUUCCCAUUUUAGCAGACAUGGUGCUGUACUACUGCAGACAUGCGGCUCACAAUGCACUGGUCCAGCUCUACCAGGCUGAGUUAACCCUAGCUGGGGGUGAGAGACGCACAGAGGUGUUUAUCCAUUCCCUGGAACUGGGGCACACCGCGGGAACACGUGCUAUUAAAGCUUCAGGGCCUGGCAGUAAGAGAUUUGGGAUUGAUGGGGAGCGAGAAGCAGUUCCUUUAACACUUGGAAUUGUCUACAGCAAGGUGUCAGUAAGCAGCCGGAAUCAGUGGAACAAUAUAGAGAAAGUUUGCACAUCCGUAAACCUCACCAAAGCCUGCAGGAGGCCUGAGGAAUUAGAUUCCAAAAUGGAAUGUCUUCAGCUGACAAUGACCGAGGUACUCAAGAGGCAAAACUCUAAAUCCAAGAUGAGCUACAAUCAGCAAAUGAACACCACUCAGGUGAAAGUGGACAAGGUGCAGGUUACAGGGAGCAACAGCACCACCUUCGCUGUGUGCUUCGACCAGGAUGAAAAGAAAAUCCUGCAGAGCGUUACCAGGUGUGAGGUGUCGGUGUGCUACAAGCCCGAGAACAGCAUCCUCUGGAGGUUUAGAAGGAAGCGCUCCUUCCAGGAGCAGCCUCCCCAUCCUGAGUUCUGCUCCCUUCUCUGCCUCCCCAUCUCCACCUUCAGUGGAGCUCUCCCCUGAACUGUUCUGCUCCCUUCUCUGCCUUCCCAUCUCCACCUUCAGUGGAGCUCUCCCCUGAACUGUUCUGCUCCCUUCUCUUUAUCCCCAUCUCCAGUGGAACUCUCCCCUGAACUGAGUUCUGCUCCCUUCUCAAAUAUUUUGAAAAAUUAUGGAAAUAGUCUAUGUAUUUAGGAGGGAGGGGAUUUUUAAAAAAUAACUUGUAAAAGACAUUCUGUAUGUAGGAGUUAAAAAAAAAAGCAAAACUUAGGAAAUCAGUUCCUUUUGACUGUGGGCUUCCCUG